Molecule: messenger RNA, 2384 nt
Organism: Olea europaea var. sylvestris
Lineage: Eukaryota; Viridiplantae; Streptophyta; Magnoliopsida; Lamiales; Oleaceae
Product: probable L-type lectin-domain containing receptor kinase S.7
Exons: 1
Coding region: 163-2190 (675 amino acids)
Biological process (GO): protein phosphorylation
Cellular component (GO): plasma membrane
Molecular function (GO): protein kinase activity; ATP binding; carbohydrate binding
Source: RefSeq, a predicted model, not a curated record
UUCUUCGAAUAACCGACCCCACUUACCCAUGACCAAUUCCCCCAAACCGUUUAAACCCCAUUUUCCCUCCCAUCCCCACCUCCAUGAACCCAAAUACUUCCAAGAAAUCUUCACAUAAUCUUUUCUUUACUAUCUUACAUCAAAAUUCUAGCAUUGUUUGCCAUGAAUUCAAGAAAGCUUCUUGUAGUGUCCACUUUGUUGUUCCUCUUCAACUUCUGGCAACAUCCCUUACUGGUGUCAUCAGAGAAUGUGAAUCUUGAUUUCCCAGUCUUCUCUUUUCGAAACUUCACUAUUCUUGGAGAUUCUUAUCUCCGAAAUGGGGUUUUUGGACUCACCAGGGAGCUUGAAGUCCCAACAUCUAGCUCUGGUUGUGUAAUCUACAACCACCCAAUUGAAUUCUUUGAUCGAGAAACCAAUAUCACUGCUUCUUUCUCCACAAGAUUUUCUUUCUCAAUUGGGAAUGUUAAUCCGUCGUCGUUUGGAGAUGGGUUGACCUUUUUCAUAUCUCCAAAUAACCAGACCGUGGGAAAUGCAGGAGGGUACUUGGGCCUUGUCAAUUCAUCGCAAUUGACCAAGAACAGAUUUACUGCGAUUGAAUUUGAUACGAGGCAAGAUUUGCACUUUAAUGAUCCUGAUGACAACCAUGUUGGGUUGGAUAUUAACAGCCUUAUCUCCAUCAAGACUGCCAAUCCGACGCUGCAGAGUGUGAAUUUGAAGAGUGGGAAUUUGAUUACUGCUUGGAUUGAUUACAUGAAUGAGAAGAAGAAGUUGGAUGUUUUCUUGAGCUAUUCAAGUUUCAAGCCUGAAAAGCCAUUGUUGAACGUAAAUGUUGAUCUCUCUGGUUAUCUAAACGAAUUUAUGUAUGUGGGAUUUUCAGCUUCUACAGAAGGCAGUACAGAGUUGCAUUAUAUUGAGAAUUGGAGUUUUCAAACAAUGGGAUUUCACCCUGUGAGACCAAGAAUUCAUCCUCACAAUGUAUCUGAUAGCUCCGUGCCACAUACACCACCAACUCCGGUUUCAGAUUCGGGCAAUAAACAUCACAAGAGGAUCAGAUUAGGCCUCGGGAUUGGCUUUCCAGCCUUUUUUUGCUCUGUUCUUGUGGUAUUUGGUUGGAUAUCUUUCAAGAAAUGGAGGGAAAGCAAAACAGAAAAAUGCUUGAAAGCAGAACUUGUCACUGGGCCAAGGCAGUAUAGUUACAAAGAGAUAAAAUCAGCCACAAGAGGGUUUCAUUCAAGCAGGAUUGUUGGGCAUGGAGCCUUUGGCACUGUUUAUAAGGCCUUUUUCACGGAUUUGGGUACUAUUUCUGCUGUCAAAAGAUCCAAGCAUGCCCACGAGGGUAAAACCGAAUUCCUUGCUGAAUUAUCAAUUAUUGCUUGUUUGAGGCACAAAAAUUUAGUUCCUCUCCAAGGUUGGUGUGUUGAAAAGGGUGAAUUGCUGCUUGUCUAUGAGUUUAUGCCUCAUGGGAGCCUUGAUAGUCUGCUUUACUCAGACUCUGAACAUGGGAAUCCACUGCAAUGGUCAUAUAGAUAUAAUAUUGCUGUUGGACUGGCCUCUGUUCUUACAUAUUUGCAUCAAGAAUGUGAACAGCAAGUGAUUCAUAGAGAUGUCAAGACUAGUAAUAUAAUGCUGGAUGCAAAUUACAAUGCAAGGUUAGGGGAUUUUGGAUUAGCAAGGAUAAUGGAUCAUGGGAAAAGCCCGGUUUCAACUCUUACGGCAGGAACAAUGGGAUAUCUUGCUCCAGAAUACCUUCAAUAUGGGAAAGCAACUGAGAAAACCGAUGUUUUUAGCUAUGGCGUGGUUAUUCUUGAACUAGCCAGCGGGAGAAGGCCGAUUGAGAGGGAAACUGGAAGCCAGAAAAUGGUGAAUUUAGUGGAUUGGGCAUGGAUGCUACAUUCAGAAGGAAAGAUAAUUGAAGCAGCAGAUAAAAACAUGAAUGGUGAAUACGAUGAAAAAGAGAUGAAAAAGCUUCUGCUCAUAGGCCUGAGCUGCGCCAAUCCAGAUAGCAUGGAAAGGCCCUCAAUGAGGGCAGUUCUUCAGAUUCUCAACAAUGAAGCGGAGCCUAUGGUAGUACCAAAGGCGAAGCCGACUCUUACUUUCUCAAACAGUCUUCCUCUAAGUAUUGAUGACAUUGUUUUAGAUUGUGAAGACAUUGUGAUACCUGAAUCUCAGUUUGAAAUCAGACUUGAAUGAAGUAAGAUUUUGACAUGCUGAUUUAAUAUUCUUUUAUUUUUUUAUUUUUCGAAAUAGGCAGGUUAUAGCUGUUUGUUUUUAUUACUAUCAAAUAUAAUGACUGUUACCUAGCUAGAGUUUAAUGCCAUUCCAUUGAAUUAUAUGGUCCUUGGCUCGAUUUUUGAGCAUUUCAAAUACGCAUAAUAGCAUUCCAA